AUGCCGUUUGCUAUACAUGAUCCAUUGAUUUAUAAACGUAAUGAUCGUCAACAACGUGAGAUACACGAACAAGAAUAUAUAAAAUAUUUAGCUGAUUUAAAUCGUUUACGUUCUCAACAUAACAUAAAACCGUCCAAGUCCUCUACGAUCUCUUCUUCUCCCUUCUCGGCACACACAUCUCGUCUAUUAUCGUCAAUGACAUGUUUAUCUGAUCGUCAUAUGGUAGAACUUGAACGAAAUCGUCUGAGAAGCGCAGCAACACGAAAAUCAUAUUAUAAUGACAUUGAACAGCAAAAUCGUCAAAUAUUCGAACGUUUACUCAAAGCAAGUUGUCGGACACUAGUUGAUGAUCAUAAUCUCAAAUAUCAAAAACAAUUAGAUACUUUUAUGUCAAAACGUUUACAACAACGUCGAUUUGAUCAUCAAAAAAUUGAAUAUGAAAAUUUAUUACUCUCAAAACGUCUAAUGAAUACUCAAGCCCAUAUAACAAAUAAACGUGAACAAGAUAGAGAUUGGAAAAAACAUAUGGAAAUUAUGAAAAAAACAUGUCACUAUCCCGAAAAUAUUGACAGAUUUAUAACAACGGUACGAAAAACAAACAAUGGUCAACAGGAGAACACAUGUAAUUGGAAACAGAGAAAUGAACGAUCAAAAUCUUCAUUUAAUUUUUAA
Messenger RNA from Didymodactylos carnosus, 672 nucleotides. The record is from the annotation of a GenBank genome assembly. NCBI's taxonomy places the organism in Eukaryota, Metazoa, Rotifera, Eurotatoria, Philodinida, Philodinidae.